This is a messenger RNA of Populus nigra (black poplar), 1359 nucleotides long. Its product is annotated as GDSL esterase/lipase At1g29660-like. The record is from RefSeq and is a predicted model, not a curated record. NCBI's taxonomy places the organism in Eukaryota, Viridiplantae, Streptophyta, Magnoliopsida, Malpighiales, Salicaceae. Gene Ontology annotation, molecular function: hydrolase activity, acting on ester bonds. The transcript is spliced from 5 exons. Bases 93 to 1229 code for a protein of 378 amino acids.
CUACUUCAAAGCACUCGAUCUUCCCUAGCUACGCACUUCUUCCUUCUUUCUAUAUUUGCUGUUUUUGUUUCCUUCUUUCAUUUUACUUCUCAAUGGAAAGCGGGCUGAAGGCAUUGUGGGUGCUGUCUGCGGUGUUGCUGGUGUCAAACUGGCAACCCUGGACUUAUGGAAAGGCCGUACCUCAAGUUCCUUGCUACUUCGUCUUCGGAGAUUCCCUGUUUGAUAACGGAAACAAUAACUACCUUAACACUCCAGCUAAAGUUAAUUACCUUCCUUAUGGGAUAGACUUUGUUACUGGGGCUUCAGGAAGGUGCAGCAAUGGUCUCAACAUAGCUGACACCAUUGCUGAACAAUUAGGUUUCGACAGUUACAUUUCGGACUUUGGUAUCGGAAGUUGCACCAAUUUUCUAGAUGGUGUAAAUUAUGGAUCGAAUGGAGCUGGCAUCCUUGAUUUAACUGGCUAUCUUACGGGAGAACUAUUUACCAUGAAUAUUCAGUUAUAUAAUCACAAUAUCACGGUUUCACGAAUUGCCAAGAUCUUGGGAAGCGAGGAAGUUGCUAGGAAGUACUUAAGCCAAUGCAUCUACGUGUCUGAUAUGGGUCAUAACGACUACCUCAACAAUUAUUUCUUGGACGACUACAAUAGCAGCAAGCUAUAUACUCCUGAAGAAUAUGCUCAACUUCUCAUUGAAACUUAUGAAACUCAGCUGGAGAAACUGUAUUGCUCAGGAGCAAGAAAGAUAGCUGUGUUCGGACUUAUUCGGGUAGGAUGUAUGCCGUCCAACAUACAAAAAAAUCCCAAUGAACUAGAUGCAUCUUCAUGUGCAUACAAGCUCAAUGAUGAUGUUCAAAUUUUCAACCACAAGCUUCAAAAACUGCUCAGAAAACUUAAUAAUAGGCAUUCUGAUGCUGUGUUUACCUACAUAAACUCUUACGAAAUUGAUUCUGAUGAUCAGACAAAUACAGGUUUUACACAAACCCGUAAGAGCUGUUGCGAGGUAGAAUCUGGUUCAGUCCCAUGUAAAUCUCUCUCCUUCCCAUGUAGCAACAGGAGUGACUAUGUGUACUGGGAUGGAGCCCAUUUUACUGAAGCUAAAGCUUGGGCCUUUGGAAAAAGAGCAUAUAAACGUCAGUCACCAAAGGACGCGUAUCCAUAUGAUAUCAGCGAACUAGUUAAGCUGAAGCUUGAUGAUUCUGAUGCUUACGAUAUCAACCAUGCCCAGCUCUGAUGGAGAAGACGGUUGUCUAAUAAGCAGUCAGAGAAUAAGAUAUUGUGUCUGUAAGAACAAUUGAAAGACAUAUUUACUGUCUUUCAAUAGCCUUUCACAAUAUAAUUCCAAUAAAAUUUGCAUUUACGCA